GAUAUUAGAGGACAGCCUGAUUCCAAUGAUUAAGACCAAGAUAUCAGUGAUUCUCCACAAUUGUAGCAGUUUUGUUUUCUUUGUAUAUUUGUUUCCAUAUUUGUAAUUGUAUAGCUACCAUGUAUCUUCUGUCUAUAAAUGAAGAUCUCCUCACAGCAUAUUGAGGUGAGGCAUUUACUUCACACCUGACGCUGAUGACAGGACAACAAAGCGAAGAAAAUUCUGGCAGUGAGGUUGGCUCUAAGGUGAUGGAUAAAAAUGCUGUUAAAAAAAUAAUUCCAGUGAAACAAGUGCAACAGCAUGAGGAAAAGAAGGCUUCUGAAGAAGGUGACAGAGAAGCUAGAGGUGUUCCUGUUAUGCUCUCACGUGCUGAAGAGAAAAUAUCUUCUGAAGAUAGUGCCAAAAGACUGUCUUCUUCCCCGCUAAAGACAGCCAAGUUACCUUCCGUCUGUUUGAGGGUUGAUCCCUUGCCAAGGAGGAAAAGCAAUAAAGGCAGUUCAAGGUCUCCAAGUCCUCCUGGUGACAAGGGUAAGCAAGAGGAGUUGUCAUUAGACGGUUCCAAGUCUCCUACCUCAACUGUAAUGAAAGAAAGCUCUGAACGAAAUAUGCAAUCACCGGAUUGUACACUAGACUACAGCAAGGAGGUAGAGCCCUGCAAAACCAAGACCAAAACUAUUAAAGUUGUUGAAGGGACAGCCAGGCAAGAGAGAAAUGAUUUGGAUGUGGCUCGAACUGAGGGACCUUUUAUCCUGCCCCUUAAAUCUCAGGAAGCCAGACUGGGAGACAACGUUAUGGAGGGGAAGAAUUCUGGUCAAGCAAUUGAGCCAGAAAAGGCAACAUUAGAUGGGCAAAUUUGUGAUGAUGCAUGGCAGAGUGGAGAGGAUAAAGAAGCUACAAAGUCAAAAGAGGAUAACACUGACGAAGCACAUAAAGGAAAGAGGAAGAAAUUAUCAGAUGCUGAAGCCGUUACUAUUAUCCAGUCGGCAUACUGUGGCUUUGAACUGAGGAAAGGGGAACCAUUGAAGAAACUGAAGCAGAUGGCUGAAGUCGGUGAACAAAUGGCCGAGGUUAAGAAAUGUAUUCAUGCUUUUGAAUCUUCAUCCGACCUGGAGGUUGAUGAAAAACAAAAAGCAGCAAUUGGAGAAACUAUAAUGGGCCUUUUACUGAAGCUCGACACCAUUCAGGGAUUGCACCCGAGCAUCAGGGAUGUUAGGAAAUCUGUGGCAAGGGAGCUUGUGAGCCUACAGGAGAAGCUUGAUUCUCUAACUAUGAAGAAAAUUCAACAACCCAUUGAGCAGGCGGCCAAACCUGUGGAAGAUUUUCCCAGUGAACCCUUGAAUGAAGCUUGCAUUCAAGGAGGACAAGAGGCAAAAGUGGAACCUGAAUUUUCUGAGAGUGGAAUUAGUAACAAGACCGAAUCUGUAGAGCAAUGUCAAGGUGAGCUUCUCCUCAUAGCAGAUGGCGUGUCUGGCUCCAAAGCUGCGGAAACUUCAGGGGCAACCUUUGUUGAUAAAGAAGUGUGUGGGGAUCUGAAGGACAGGGCCAUGGAGUUACAAGUGACGAGGUGUCCACUUCCGUCAGCUCUGGAAGAGAAGAUCAAUUGUCCAUUGGAGGUGGCACUAUCCUCUUACCUGGUAGAUGACUCAAUUCAUAUUGACAAAGGUAUACAAAAUGUAAUAGGUCAAGAUUCUGAGGUUCGGGAGUCUCACAAGUGUGAGUUGGAUGUGAACGAGUUGGCAAAAUUACCCCAAGAAGUAUUUGAUGAAAAUCCUGAAGUUCAAGAGUUGGAGAAUUACAGGCCGACUGAGACAGGGAAAGAUGCAGCCCUCCAAGGUGGAUUAGUUUAUUCACAAACAGCAGUUGACACAAGUUCGCCCGAUAUAACUCAAGUAAAACAGCAGCCACAGGAAGCACUGGAGGAAGGGCUAGUCCCUGCAGCAAUGGUGGAUUAG
This is a messenger RNA of Ilex paraguariensis (yerba mate), 1952 nucleotides long. Lineage: Eukaryota; Viridiplantae; Streptophyta; Magnoliopsida; Aquifoliales; Aquifoliaceae. The record is from the annotation of a GenBank genome assembly.